Tilletiopsis washingtonensis is the source of this 3563-nucleotide messenger RNA. RefSeq lists its product as hypothetical. The transcript has 10 exons. Gene Ontology annotation, biological process: regulation of DNA-templated transcription. Lineage: Eukaryota; Fungi; Basidiomycota; Exobasidiomycetes; Entylomatales. The record is from RefSeq and is a predicted model, not a curated record. Gene Ontology annotation, molecular function: histone acetyltransferase activity. The coding region runs from base 261 to 3539 and encodes 1092 amino acids.
AGCGUGGCUGCUGCUUGCCUCCCACCUCCACCUCCUUCACCCGUCCGACGCUCGCACCUCACCUGACGACCUCUCACGACCGUACCUCUCGCCGCUUGCGCGCCGCUGCAUCGGCAGCCGUCCCCGCACACUCCGCUCGCACAGACGCGUUUCCACCAGCCGUGCUGCUCUGCGCUCUGCCGCCUGGCGCCGCCGCCUCUGGUGUGCGCAGCCCCGGCGCCCCAGCGGCGAUUGCGGCGCUAGCAGUGCCGUCCGGUGCGAUGCCGGCGCUCGCUCGCGCGCCUCGUCUGCAGUCCGCCUCGGGCAGCGAGUUCUCCUUCCCGGCGAGCGACGACGAUGAGAGCCUCGUCGACUCGCUCGUGUCGCCGGCCAAGCGCGCCUUGGAGCCGGUGCGCGCCUCGAAGCGGCGGCGCGCCGAGCGUGCACCAGCGGCGGCCAGCGCGGUAGCGGGGCCGAGCGGCAGCACGAGCAAGAGCGCCAGCGCCAGUGCGAGCGCAAGCACGAGCGGCGGGCCGCGCAGCCGCAGCAGCACGGCCGGUGCACCACGCCGCAAGGCGCGUCCGGACGUGAUGUGCGCCUUUUGCGGCGCGACGGCCAAGAUGGGGCCGCGCGCUGGCGCAGAGGGCAUGCUGAGCUGCGCCGAGUGCGGAAGCAGCGGCCAUCCAACCUGCAUGCAGUGGCCGCGCAACUCGCGCAAGGCCCUCGUGACGCGCGAGUACGAGUGGAAGUGCAUGGAGUGCAAGACGUGCGAGAUCUGUGCGCUGCAGGGCGACGACACCAAGCUCAUGUUCUGCGACCGCUGCGACCGCGGCUGGCAUCUGUACUGCCUCAACCCGCCGCUGGCCAAGCCUCCACGUGGCCUGUGGACGUGUCCAACCUGCACUCAGCUGGGCGACCACGUCUCGAAGGUGCUGACAGCGAGCGCGAGCAACCGCGGCGUGGGCGCUCAGGCAACGCCAGGCCACUCGGCGCGCAGCUCGCCGCUCGCCAGCUCGUAUGGCGUCUGGGAGUCGGGCGCAGGCGAGAGCAAGUACCCAGGGCCGAUGCGCGCCUCGUCGCCGCGGCCCAGCCAUGCCGCGUCAGGCUCUUCGCCGCAGACGGCAGCAGCUAUGCGAGCCAAGGGCAGCGCUGCCAAAGCAGGGCGCAGUGCGGCAACGCUCGGCAAGGGCAGACGCGAGAGGAAGCGGACAGAUCCGGAGAAGAGCUUCGAGGUGCACACGCGCGCCAGCAGCUCCUCGGCGCCGGGCAGCCCUGCGCCUACACCGGGUGCGUCGCGCAAAGGCGCGCGCAAGGACGAGACGCCACUGCAGAGCCGAGGCAAAAGAGCUGCUGCAUCAACCUCGCAGCGCAAGAGCCGAGCGCUGCAGCAGCUCACUGUCCUCUCAUCAUCCUCUUCCGACGAGGAGCAAGACGCAGAGGCGGAGAGCGAUGACGAUCCGCUUGACGUGCUGCCGCCCGGGAGCGCAAAGGCGCGCAAGCGCAAGGCAGGCAAGCAUGCUGCUGCGCGUCCGCGCCUGGCCUCUGAGACACCCAGCGAAGAGGAGGUAGAGAGCGAGGAGGAAGAGCCCUUUGGCGGCAUCUUGGUCGGCGCAGAGGCAGACACGAGCAAGACGAAGCCGAUGCCGGAGGAUGUGGCGCGCUUCGAGGCGAGCAAGCGGGCUGCCGAGGGCCAGCUGGGCGGCGAGGUCGCGUCGCUGCCAGGCACGUCCUCUGGACGCGUGCCCAAGCGUCCCGGGCUCGCCUCGUCAUCCUCUGCUGCUGCUGGCUACUUUACAGGCUCGCCGUGGGCCGGCACGGGCUCAGUGUCCGAGGCCUCGCGGCGUGCGGCGCUCGGGCCGGCCGCGGCGCCGCCUGCUUCCCCGUCUCUGCAUCCUCUGCCCGGCACUGGCGGCUCGCUCGCCAUGCCAGCUACGCCAGCUACGCCAGGCACACCUGGCAUGCCUGCCUCUGCCCUCCCGCCCUCUGCCGUCGCCGGCUCCUCGAGUGCGCGUGCGGCCGAGUCGGGCACCGCGCUGCCGAUCAAGACGAUCCGCUUCGCAGACUUCGACAUCGACACUUGGUUCCAGGCGCCGUACCCUGAGGAAUACUCGCUGGUGCCCGACGGGCGCCUGUGGAUCUGCGAGCACUGCUUGAAGUACAUGAAGAGCCGCUUCGUCGCCAUCCGCCACAGGACCAAGUGCAAGCAGCGGCACCCGCCAGGCGACGAGAUCUACCGCGACGGCAACGUGUCGAUCUUCGAGGUUGACGGGCGCAAGAACAAGAUCUACUGCCAGAACAUCUGCCUGCUGGCCAAGAUGUUUCUCGACCACAAGACGCUGUACUACGACGUCGAGCCGUUUCUCUUCUACGUCGUCACCGAGACAGACGGGGCGGGCGCGCACUUUGUGGGCUACUUCUCGAAGGAGAAGCGCAGCCCAAUGAGCUACAACGUCUCGUGCAUCAUGACGCUGCCGAUCCGGCAACGCCGUGGCUGGGGCAACUUCCUGAUCGACUUCAGCUACCUGCUGUCGAAGAAGGAGGGACGCGCCGGCUCGCCCGAGAAGCCGCUCUCCGACCUCGGCUUGCUCAGCUACCGCAACUACUGGACGCUGGCCGUCUUCUACUUCCUUGCCCAGGCGCCGAGUCGCAUCACGUUCGACGACAUCAGCAAGGGCACGGCGAUGACGCACGAGGACAUCUUCUACGUGCUGCGCGAGCAGGACAUGAUCACCGUGCAUGACCCGUCGCGCGCUCGUUCGGCGGGCUCGCCGACGGCUGCAGCAGGGACGGGUGCCGCAGGUGUGGCGCACUCCUCGCGCGACCGCUCGCGGCGCGGCCGGCCGCGCUCGGGCGGCGCUGCGGCGAGCCGUGCGGCGCUGAAGCAGCGCGACAAGGAGGCGGCGCUGGCCGUGCCCGAUGAGUACGACAUCCACUGGGACCGCGCCUACGUGCUGGCGCACCUCAAGAACUACGAGACGAAGGGCUACCUCAAGAUCAAGCCGGAGCGCCUGCACUGGACGCCGUUCCUCGUGUCGCGCAGCUUUGCGGCCGCCGCGGCGAUGGCGGGCGCCGACGAGGCCAGCGGCCUGGGCCUCAGUCUCAGCCUCGACGCCGUGGCUCCGCUUGCGGCGCUGCGCACCGGACCCACGUCGCCGCAGCCCAAGCCAAGCGCGGCCUCCGAGCACAUGACGUCGCCCGCGCAGCCGGUCAGCGGGCCGAGCUCGCCGCGCAUCGUGCUCAAGCACAGCACGUCGCCGCUCGUGCGUCGCAACGCCGGCGCGCCGGCCGGCUCGCCGACGCCUGGCGCUGCACCGCGCGUCCUGCGCAACUCGCCGGCUCAGCCACGGGUGAUCGUGCCGGCGCCGAGCGCUGUGCCCGCCGCUGUGCCGAGCGAGCUGGCUGUGAAGCAGACGCAGGAGGAAGAGGAGGAGGUCGCGGCGGCGCGCGAGCUGGGCGUCGAGCUGCGCGCCGCGGCGCCCAACGGCGCGGCGCCGGCCGAGGAGAUGGACAUCGACACGGACGCCGAGGGCGAGGAGGACCCCGAUGCGCCCCUGCACUGAUGCAAUCAGAUACCACGAGCCAUG